CUAUCGGGCGGAGGGAAGCGCAGGGAGCGAUCUUUGGCUCGACGCUGUCACACUAGCGCAGGUACCUUCGCCCUUUGACAGAUAGAGAGCUGGCAGUUGGGUGCGGAGAGCCAUCUUUGUAGCCGGCCUUGUGGGCUUAGCUGUCUUCGCCAUGAAUGGCGCAAGGUCGAUGGGGGAUCUCGCCCCCGGUACGAAAUCCUAUGGCUCUUCCGCGCCUCGAUCUGCUGGACAGCCCAUCAAGCCCGGAUUGCCAUACCCACCUCCGGAUAUGCAGACGGCUCUUGCGCGGCCAAUGGCAGGUACUGGAGCACAUGCUCCUCCUCGGCAGGAUGACCGCACGUAUAUCAGGAAUGGUAGCGUUCAGGAUCGCGAAGCUGCCUCGUACGCGCCGCAGGGAGGCUCAGCGGAGCAGAGAGAGCUGGCCAGCCCGGAAGCGAGCACAAGUGCGGUGCCUCUGGGCGCUUCCGAGGAGAGCACCGAUCUUCAUGUCCUCAGCAAGGAUCAUCCGACCCAAUUCGGCCAGCACCUGCUACGGAGCGAGAGAGCGCGAAAGAAGGCGAGGUUGAGGGAGCAGCCUGGCGUGAGCGUCGAAGCUCUGCAGCAAGAGCUACUCGAAGAGACAGAUGGCCUCGUUCCGCUGGGUGCCAUCGUCGCUAGACUGGCGAAUUAUGGGUUCGAAAGCUUUGGCAAUUUGGCGGAGACGUGAGUUCGCGGUUGUUGGAGAGCCUCAGCAGACCUGCGCGAGAGAUGCACAUAGAGAUGCAGGAGGUCGAGUCGGAAAAGCGUGGAGAUGCUUUCAUGGUUUCGCCAGGGUAUUCUCGAGUCGGCCGUCAGCUAGGGUGGUGGAUAGGGUCACUUGAGCAAUGCUGCUCUGUGAAUCUGACUCCAAAAUCGGUACGAGCAAAAGGAGUAG
This is a messenger RNA of Ceraceosorus guamensis, 913 nucleotides long. RefSeq lists its product as hypothetical. NCBI's taxonomy places the organism in Eukaryota, Fungi, Basidiomycota, Exobasidiomycetes, Ceraceosorales, Ceraceosoraceae. The record is from RefSeq and is a predicted model, not a curated record. The transcript has a single exon. Bases 152 to 706 code for a protein of 184 amino acids.